Molecule: messenger RNA, 3283 nt
Organism: Rhineura floridana
Lineage: Eukaryota; Metazoa; Chordata; Lepidosauria; Squamata; Rhineuridae
Product: solute carrier family 2, facilitated glucose transporter member 11-like
Exons: 11
Coding region: 370-1821 (483 amino acids)
Biological process (GO): monosaccharide transmembrane transport
Cellular component (GO): membrane
Molecular function (GO): hexose transmembrane transporter activity
Source: RefSeq, a predicted model, not a curated record
AGCAGCCACCACUGCGUCAUCCCAGACAAAAGAGGACUUAUGCCACUUGGGGAAUGCCUGAGGCAGCUGGUCAACACCAUGAAGCUUUUCAGAUCAUUAUAGACUUCUUUUUAUUAAAAAAUUAACCUGUUAUUGACCAGCUGUUCAUAAUGUGCUAUAGAAUUAAUUGCCUCAUCUGUUUUUUAAAUGAAACUAUACAUUGCAUACAUCAGAUUUGUUCAUUUGCCAGUUCUGCAGAAUUUAUUCUCAGAGAACCGUGUCUGUGUCUGUUUCCCACCAGGAAAUACCGGGAAUGCAUCUAGCAGGCAGAUAGCAGGCUCUGAAUAACGUGUUUUGUCUUCACAGAUUCAGUACCGGGGGUUGUUCCAAAUGAUCCUUGUGCUAGGAAUAGGUGGUAGCUUCCCAUACGGAUUCCAUAUUUCUGUGAUCAACUACCCCUCCCUGCAUAUUAAAAAGUUUAUCAACGAAACCUGGCUGGAGCGUCAUGGCUCUCUCCUCCCUCAGGAGACCAUCCUCUUGCUAUGGUCCUUUAUUGUCUCCAUCUACGGCAUAGGAGGACUCUUGGGAAGUGUUUGCUGCGGGUAUCUUACAACAAAAUACAGGAAAAAGAAGUGCCAAAUGUUCACCAACUUGAUCAUGCUGGCUGCUGCACUCUUCAUGGGUUUCAGCAAGAUGGCCAGAUCCUUUGAGAUGAUCCUCCUGGGGCGCUUUCUCUAUGGAAUUGGCAUUGGGUUUUCUUUUAACAUACACCCUCAAUACGUGGGAGAGAUUUCACCAAAGAAACUGCGUGGAUUUACCAAUGCCACCGUGGCUGUUUUCUUGACACUAGGGAAAGUCUCGGGACAAGUGAUUGGCCUUGGGGAAGUGUUAGGAAGUGAAUCCUGGUGGCAUUUGCUGCUGGCGUCCAGUGGGCUCACGGCGGUCAUGCAGCUGCUGAGCCUCCCUUGGUUCCCAGACUCCCCGUCCUACCUUCUGAUCCAGAAGGGCAACGAGGAAGCCUUCAUGAAAGCCAUCCAGCAGCUCUGGGGCGAAAGUGACCACCGAGCGGAGAUUGAGGACCUCAAGAAGGAGAAGGCUGCCGGCAUCGGCGCCAAGAGCCUGCGGGUCCGCGAGGUGCUGCAGAGCCGGGCUCUGCGCUGGCAGCUGUACCUGAUGCUCACCGUCAUGAGCACAUUGCAACUGUGUGGCAUCAACGCAAUCUACUUCUACUCUUUCGAAGUCUUCCGCACGGCCAAGUUUGAAGAGGAGCUCGUGCCGUACCUGGCGCUGGGUGUGGGGCUCUGCGAGUGUCUGGCCUCCAUCCUGUGCAGUUCCCUCAUCGAGCGCUUCGGCAGGAGGCUCCUGCUCUGGGGAGGCUACGCGGCGAUGGUCGCGGUGCUGGCCCUGCUGACAACAACCCUCACGCUCCAGCACCGCUUCUUCUGGAUGCACCACUGCAGCGUCGUCCUCAUCUUCCUCUUUGUCCUCUUCUAUGGGGCUGGACCUUCUGGAGCCACCAUAUCUGUGAUGGUUGAAAUCUUCAACCAGACUUUCCGCCCGUCGGCCUUUGUGAUUGUGGGGUUUGUCAACUGGAUGGGGCUCUUUCUGCUUGGGAUGAUCUUUCCAUUCACUAUGGAAUAUCUCGGUCCCUUCUGCUUUCUGAUUUUCAUGGGAAUCCUGGCUGCCUCCGGAAUGUUCAUCUACCUGUUCCUCCCAGAAACAAAGGGGAAAUCCAUAAUGGAAAUUACAGCAGAGUUUAAUAAGUUAAAUUAUGGAAAGAAACAAGUUCUUCCUGCUGAAAAUAAUUUUCCUAAGGAAACCAUACUUUGCACCAGGCUUUAACCUUCCAGUUGAAGAAUCUUCACUUCUGGAGGGGGAAAGGGAAGGUGUCACCAGCUGUGCUGUUGAUGCAAAGAAAACUGUGGCCUGCGCCUGGCUUUCAUCACCACCAGUUUACGCUAUUUCCCAGGAGAGAUGAGGCUCUUUCCACCCUCUCUGCUGCCUGGGAACUGUGGCUGCAUGUCUCCCUUUAUGUCGUGGUGCUAACUUGUUCCAGCACCAAAAAAUACAAUUCCCCAGUUGCUGAGUCCCAAAGGCGCUUCCUGCAACAAGGAAGAACUGGACUGAAUCUCCCAAAAGAUAACUUGCACUAAACCAGAAUAAAGGAGGGAGCAGCUUCAGCUUCUGGGGCCCAUGCUGGAUGGAGACAACAACUGGUUUGCUCAUAACUCUAAACCAUGGCUUAGCAUUAACCGGCAGGUUAUCUAAGGUUUGAUUACUCCCAACAAAUCAUAGUCUGAAGGCAUGAUUUGCUGUUGGCUGAUGAACAAUGGUUUGCUUUUACCUAUGGGUUGGUGUUACAUCUGAACCUUCUUUAACCAUGUUUAUUUAACCACCCCACCCAAGAAGCACACCAGACUACAAAGGCAAGAGCAUCUGGGAAACAAAUCAAAUUUUGGAGAAAACAAGUCAUGGUUUACUUGUUUGUCUGUGGGAUGACCUGUUUACUCAUAGUUGGUUAAGCAAAUCAUGGCUUAGCACAGAGGGAGGAAAUGCAGCCCUCUGGAGGUUGCUGCUGGACGGCACCCUCCGUCACGCCUGCCCAUCAGCUAUGCUGGCUAGGACUGAUGGGGCUCGGAGUCCAAGGACAGCUGCACACCCCUUACCUCUGGCUGAGCACUACCUGCAACCCAGGCUGUUGCCAGUAGUGUAGUGGCAAAUUCAGAAGUGCAGGGUCCCUUCAUGGUAGUCGAGCCACGCCCCCAGCACAGCCACACACCCUUUCUACCAGCCAACAUGAAAGGGGAGGCUGUGUUAACUACGGAGAAGAGUCUUCUCAGUGGCUGACUCGCCUCCUUUCACUCUGAUUGGCUCCAAUCAGCAUGAAAGGAGAAAGACUCUUUUCCAUGACUGUCACACUCCUUUUCAUGCUGAUUGGCUCAUACAUAGGGACCUGGCUGGGACCCUGCUGCCAAACAAGUAAUGGGUCUGUGGCCCUGGACGACUGCACCCCUGUCUUGUGCCCCUCUGGGCCAAGCUCUGGCAUCCCAACAGCUCUGACUGCAAAUGGCUGGGAGGGAGGGGGUUAAUACGAUUAUUUACUUUGGGUUGCAGGCAGCUAAGUGUGAUUCAGAGGUGACCCAUUAAAACUGAUGAUCCUAAAUUCGUCAUGUUCAUUCAUUUCAAUGGGUCUACUCUGAGUAGGCCUAACAUUGAAUACAAUUCUUGGACAGUAUAUGGCUGUGAAGGAAAAUGUUGUAGAAAAAAUGGAUAUAAAUAAAAUAAACUAUUAUCUUUUCUGUGA